This is a messenger RNA of Homalodisca vitripennis (glassy-winged sharpshooter), 1989 nucleotides long. Its product is annotated as pyruvate kinase-like. Gene Ontology annotation, cellular component: cytoplasm. The transcript has a single exon. Gene Ontology annotation, molecular function: magnesium ion binding; potassium ion binding; pyruvate kinase activity. The coding region runs from base 98 to 1846 and encodes 582 amino acids. Gene Ontology annotation, biological process: glycolytic process. Lineage: Eukaryota; Metazoa; Arthropoda; Insecta; Hemiptera; Cicadellidae. The record is from RefSeq and is a predicted model, not a curated record.
CAAACCAUUAUUACUAGCUACUGAAACAAAACUUUCUCAUCUCAGUGCUUUAAUCAUAUAAAUAACUGUUUAAAAAGUGGAUAAAUUAAUAUGAGGAAUGAUUCACCGAAGAAAUGGCUUACAGGAUGGUACAGAAAACAAUUCUGGUGAAGAAAUGAAAGGAUUUACAAAGCACACUUUAAAAAAAAUCAGUGAAAUCAAGACUGCACAAAACUAUCCCAGAUCCCUUUCAGUUGCAGGGACAGUUGCUCCAAAACUGAAAGAUUACACAAUGGACGGCACACAGAUGAGAAACCUAUUAGAAGCGGAGAGUGUAGCCACCAAAAUUGAACACAUUUGUGGGCUGGAUAUCGACAGCAAAUCUUACUUUAUUCGUCUUUCAGGAAUCGUCUGUACAAUAGGGCCUGCAUCAAAAGAUCCUUCAGUGUUGGAAAAGAUGAUACACAAGGGUAUGAAUGUGGCCAGACUCAAUUUCUCCCAUGGAUCAUAUGAAUAUCAUGCCAACACCAUAAAAAAUGUGCGUCUGGCAGUCAAAAGUUACAGUGAAAAAAUUGGAGUAAAAGUGCCUCUGGGCAUCGCAUUGGACACCAAGGGUCCUGAAAUACGCACAGGACUGUUGGAGGGUGGAGGAUCUGCAGAGGUGGAAUUAAAGAAAGGCAACACAAUAACGUUGAGAACUGACAAGACUUUUGAAGAGAAGGGUACAGGAAAUGAUAUUUAUGUUGAUUACGUCAAUAUCACAAAAGUAGUAAAACCGGGUGACAAAAUAUUUGUUGAUGAUGGCUUGAUCUCGCUUAUUGUCAAUAAGAUUAAUACAGAUCAAUUAACUUGCACCAUCGAGAAUGGAGGAAUGCUGGGAAGUAGAAAAGGGAUUAAUUUACCCGGGGUGCCUGUUGACUUGCCUGCAAUCACUGAGAAGGACAAAAGGGAUCUAAAGUUUGGCUUGGAGCAGGGAGUCGACAUAAUCUUUGCCUCUUUCAUCAGGGAUGCUUCUGCCAUUGGAGAGAUUAGGAAGAUCCUUGGAGAGGAGGGGAAGAACAUCAAAAUCAUUGCAAAGAUUGAGAACCACCAAGGCUGUGUACAUUUGGAUGAGAUUAUUGAUGCAGCUGAUGGAAUCAUGGUAGCCAGAGGAGAUUUGGGUAUAGAAAUUCCUCCAGAGAAAGUGUUCUUGGCUCAGAAGACAAUGAUUGCUCGCUGUAACUUGAAGGGAAAGCCAGUCAUCUGUGCAACACAAAUGUUGGAGUCAAUGAUCAAGAAGCCACGGCCUACGAGAGCAGAAGUCUCAGACGUUGCUAAUGCUAUUUUAGAUGGUGCUGAUUGUGUGAUGCUUUCUGGUGAAACUGCAAAAGGAGACUAUCCUUUGGAGUGUGUGGAGGUGAUGGCCAACAUCUGCAGAGAGGCUGAGGCCGCAAUCUGGCAUAAACAGUUAUUUGAGGAGCUCACGUCUAAAAUAGACAGACCCUAUCUUGACACAGCUCACAUCCUGGCUAUUGCCGCUGUGGAAGCAGCCAACAAGGGUAUGGUAGCCGCUAUUGUCGUAGCCACCAUGACUGGAAGGUCAGCCUAUCUUCUGUCCAAGUACAGACCCCAGUGUCCCAUUGUAGCAGUGACUAGGGACGCACAGGCAGCUCGUCAGUUUCAUCUCUACAGAGGCAUACAACCUGUCAUUUAUGAGGCCCCGAUCGAUCAUGACUGGUUGAAGGACAUCGAGAAUAGUGUACAGUACGGGCUUGAGUUCGGCAAGAAUUUCAACUUUAUUAGACCCAAUGAUCAUGUGGUCAUCGUAACUGGUUGGAGACAGGGUUCUGGAAAUACAAACACCAUGCGCAUCAUCAAAGUUGACUGAUCAUGAGGCAUGUAUUCAUGAGUUAUUGUUGGACUCAGAGAGAUAUGAUUUUAUUUUAAUAUGUUAAUUUUUAUCCCUUGAAUUUAUUCUGGUUUCAAACCAUGCUUUAUGUUAAAUAUAGCUUUUUUCAUUGACAACCUGCA